AGUUUGGGAUAGAGAGCUGGUGGUGGUGGAGUCUGUCGGGCAGCAACAGCAGUAGCAGCAGCAGCGACAUGUCUGAGUAGGAAACCUUCGUUGUUUGGCCUCAGGAGCAGCGUUCAAUCUCCGCGUUAAUGAUGGGACAGUGUGGAAUUACGUCCUCCAAGACGGUCCUGGUCUUUCUCAACCUGAUAUUUUGGGCCGCUGCUGGCAUCCUUUGCUAUGUUGGAGCCUACGUCUUCAUCACUUACGAUGACUACGAUCACUUCUUCGAGGACGUUUACACUCUGAUCCCAGCAGUGAUCAUCAUAGCUGUCGGUGCCCUGCUUUUCCUCAUUGGACUUAUCGGAUGCUGCGCCACAGUGAGAGAGAGCCACUGUGGACUUACGGCGUUCGUCGUCAUUCUCCUGCUGGUUUUCAUGACGGAAGUGGCUGUGGUGGUUCUCGGAUAUGUUUACAGAGCAAAGGUAGAAGAUGAAGUCAACAGCUCUAUCAAGAAGGUGUAUGACGAGUACAACGGCACCAACAGCAACGCCCAGAGCCGGGCAAUCGACUACGUUCAGAGACAGCUUCAGUGCUGUGGCAUUCACAAUUUCUCCGACUGGAAGCAGACGCACUGGUAUGAAGAGUCCAAAAACAACAGCGUUCCCAUCAGUUGCUGCAAAACCGCAGGCUGCACAGGGUCUCUUAUCCAUCCUGAUGAUCUCUACCAAGAAGGUUGUGAGGCUCUGGUCGUUAAGAAGUUGCAGGAGAUCAUGAUGUAUGUCAUCUGGACUGCGCUGACGUUUGCUGCCAUCCAGAUGUUGGGGAUGCUGUGCGCCUGUGUGGUGCUGUGUCGCCGGAGCAGAGAUCCCGUCUACGAGCUUCUCAUCAGCGGGGGUACCCAAGCGUAAACACUGAAAACACUUUUUUCUCGUUGUAAGGAUUCUUCUGAAUUUGUAUCAUUGGUGAAAGGAUAAAAAAAAUCUGUUAUCAUACUUAUAUUUAUACACUAAAUACAGUAUAUGUGUAUGCUUAACUUCUUUUUUCCAAAAGGCUUUUGGCCAAGUUUGUCGAAGGCCAAAGUUACACACACACACAAAAAAAAAACUGCUUUGAGGUGGGCAUGAGGUUUCUGAUUAUUCGAACCAGAUUUAAAGAGUUUAAUAUGAACAGGGUAAUUUCCUUAUUGUAGCUGAGAUAACAUAUGGACCGUGCAUUAUUUUUUAUUUUUUUAUCUGUCGAGUACUUGAAUGAAAGAGGGAAAUUUCUACUUUGCUACUACUUCUCAAGUAUGACUACUGCUCUGUUUUACCUUUCACCAGUAAAAGAAAUGGACUUCACCUGCUCCCAAUUCAACAGCAUGGGUUUGUUUGUGUGUAUAAAGUUAAAUAAACUGGCUUUAACUUUGAAUUUUAAGAAAUAAAUGUUUAGUAUUUGACCUCCUUGAGGUAUUAGUUGGUUUUGAAUUUGAUAGCUUUAUUUUCCUCUCAUAGCUGUUUAUUUUUGUCCCAUCUACUCUCCUACAAUGUGGUUUGUUCAUAUGUAGCAAUGAUGAGACUUGAGAAUGUAUAUAAAACGUGUUUAAGUAAAAGUUUCAAACAAAUGA
Messenger RNA from Fundulus heteroclitus (mummichog), 1582 nucleotides. RefSeq names its product tetraspanin 3a (gene tspan3a). Gene Ontology annotation, biological process: protein localization to plasma membrane; regulation of vascular endothelial growth factor signaling pathway; protein maturation. NCBI's taxonomy places the organism in Eukaryota, Metazoa, Chordata, Actinopteri, Cyprinodontiformes, Fundulidae. Bases 129 to 887 code for a protein of 252 amino acids. Gene Ontology annotation, cellular component: membrane. The record is from RefSeq and is a predicted model, not a curated record. The transcript is spliced from 7 exons.